AGUGCGGGCUGAAGGGAAGUCAACAGGAGGGUGCGCAUGAGUCCAUUUAAAGUCUCAUGAGCGAGGGGCAGACUAAUGUUGCUAAGCUGUUUUUUUUUUUAUCUGGUUCAUUUUAAAAUGUUUUGAACAUGUUCUAUUUUUCUCAUCGGCUCGCUGGACUUCAUCCAGGAGGAGUCAGGUUUACCUGAACACGUUGAGCUUGAGAGCUGAUGGAGAGAGGCAGGGCUGAGCGCGGUGCCACUCCAGCGCGCUGAGCAGGGAUUUCAUUCAGCGCGCAGCGCAAUCUGCCGCAUGACCUGUGCGUCUUUUCUCAGCCAUUCAACUAUUUGUGCUUAAAUUUCCACCAAAAAGAAAAGGCAAAGGAGCCUGUUUUGUUUCCCUGCCAGCUUAAUGGGGAUCACCCCUCUACCACAUGCAUCUGGCCACGGCGUAAGGUGUACCUCAAGCGACCUGCAGGAGCGUCUAGUUAAUUGAAAUCGAUCCACUGGUUUGUUUUUUUGAAUGUGAAGCAGCGGCAGAAGGUUUUACUCCUCCUCCUCUUCCUCAUCCUUCCCCAUCCUCUUACCUCCAACAUGACUUCCCUAUCGGGGACUAAGGAGAGGAGCAGCCGGAGCAGAAAACAUGGGAUGUCUGACUCCUCCCCAACAAAAUCUGCCUCCUUUUUCCCUGACACAUGGUGCCGAAAAGCCUAUGAGGAAAACACCCGUUCUGGCACUCGUCCCACACCUGAGGGAGCCGGCUCCAUGCCCAGCUCCACGGGCACCCCUUCCCCAGGCUCUGGGAUCUCAUCACCUGGAUCCUUCUCUGGAUCUCCUGGAACCAUCUCCCCAGGAAUUGGCACUGGAUCACCAGGUUCCCUCGGUGGUUCCCCGGGUUUUGGGACCGGGUCACCGGCCUCAGGAAGUGGAAGUUCCCCGGGAAGUGAAAGGGUGAUAUGGUGUGAGAACUGCAACACACGGCUGAUGGAGCUGAAACGUCAAGCACUGAAACUGCUCAUCCCUGGACCAUAUUCCAGCAAGGAAACCCUACAAGAUACUUCUGACUUAAAGCACUUCUAAAGACCUUUCAGUUUUGGUCCAUUUUGGCUCCCCCAGUGCACAAAAGCUGCAUUGUUUUGCCUGAAGAAGAACCGCAUAUUCCAUGAAGACCAGCACAUAGCACGGUCAAAUGCUUAUCUCCUGGUCAACUGCAGUUGGAUUGAUCUAGAUUUCUGUUUCCAGUGACUGUAUGAAACAUGAAUAGCAAUCAGGUAGUGCAUCUAAUUGUGGCGACACAAUGUGAUAUGAUGAUGUUGAAAAUAAGAAACAGUUAGCUUUGGUUUUGUACCGCAUUCAACCCCGCCUCACCGACUCGUAAAAAACUGGUGUGUUGAUGACUUUAGAAUCUUGAAACAGACACAUAUAAUGUCAUGUUUGAUCAUUUCAUUGUAAACACACAUAUAUAAAUCCCAGCAGGAAGGUGCUGCAUUGCCUGAAAUCAACCCUGCACAAAUAUACAGUCUUCCAGGGAAA
This is a messenger RNA of Cyprinodon tularosa, 1511 nucleotides long. RefSeq names its product kinesin-like protein KIF26B. The transcript is spliced from 3 exons. Lineage: Eukaryota; Metazoa; Chordata; Actinopteri; Cyprinodontiformes; Cyprinodontidae. The coding region runs from base 573 to 1058 and encodes 161 amino acids. The record is from RefSeq and is a predicted model, not a curated record.